Molecule: messenger RNA, 432 nt
Organism: Caenorhabditis bovis
Lineage: Eukaryota; Metazoa; Nematoda; Chromadorea; Rhabditida; Rhabditidae
Source: the annotation of a GenBank genome assembly
AUGUUCGCUCGACAAAUUGGUCGCGUUCUUGCGGUAACUGCCAACUCUGUUCGCAGAAUCAAUACUACCUCGGCUGUGAAGCGCAUAAACCUAGCUGCCCCGUCCGUCAGCUUCGUUCAAACUAGGGGAAGCAAAAUCGAAGUUUUCGGACCAUUCGAUCCACCAAAGCAGCUUACUUUCAAAGAGGUCGAAGAGCGGGUUUUGAAGGCAGUCCGCUCAUGGGAUCGUUUCCCAGCGGACAAAGAAUCCCUUCUUAAACUUGAUGCUAGUUUCAGCAAAGAUUUCGGGUUCGAUUCUCUUGACCAGGUCGAAAUCGUGAUGGCUCUUGAGGAUGAGUUCGGUUUUGAAAUCCCACUUCAAGAUUCGGAUAAGUUCCAGACCAUUCGUGACGCUUUCAAGUACAUCUGCGAGCGCGAAGACGUAUUCGAGUAG